Aureobasidium pullulans EXF-150 is the source of this 417-nucleotide messenger RNA. RefSeq lists its product as uncharacterized. The transcript has a single exon. Lineage: Eukaryota; Fungi; Ascomycota; Dothideomycetes; Dothideales; Saccotheciaceae. Bases 153 to 386 code for a protein of 77 amino acids. The record is from RefSeq and is a predicted model, not a curated record.
UGAGUGAAGUUGUUGUUCGAUUUCUGUAUCUACUAGAGUUGAUAUCGUGCUGGCAGCACAGAAGUCUGUCUCAAUGCUACGAAGGCUUGAGUCGAUCAAGCAGAGCAAAACAUCCAGCAACUCGACGGCACUCUGUCAGCUCCGUAUUGUGUAUGACUGUUCUUCCGAUCCCUCUCUGGAUCUCAAUGUGUUGCUGCUUUAUUCCUGCCCGUCCAAAAAAUUGUCUUUGUUAUGUGCCUUUGUUGAACGUUGCUCCUGCUCUUCUUCUCUGCUACCCGAUGGGUGUUUCUUACUUCUUCUGCACCAUUGUAAUUCCAUUGCAAGGUUUGACCCGAGCUUCGCUCUUGCUCUCUGCUUUCGAAUUCUGUAUGUGGAUGCUCGGCUGAGGCGAGUAGUUCUGUUUUGGUCGUUGAACGG